UAAUAAUGUAACAUUGUCGUUUUGUAGUUGUGUUUAGUAAAAUAUGACCUGAGUUUGUGUGCUGGUUUAUGUGCUGCGUCAAUAUUAAAAGGGCGAAGUAGCGGUUGCAUGCGUGGCAGUCGCCAGCGCGAAGUAGUUGCAUGUGUUGUAUGUCUUAUAUAAUAACCUGAUUGGUUUCUAGUUUAACAUUCAACGCUUCUGGUUAAACUCAAAAGUUUGAAACGUAAACAAACGUGAUAAAAACUUCACGGUUAACGGUGGCUUGCAAAUAGCUAUACUAUUGUAUUAGUACAUCUAAUUUAAUAUUCGACGGAAAUGGAAAAUGGUGUUUUUCUGGUGUUUUUGAUAGUAUUAUAUUGCUCUCCUUUUUUAUUUCUAGCCACGUAAGAAAUAACCUGUGGUGAUCUAAACUUUUGUCACUGCCGUCAUCUUAUUUUAGACUAUCUAGCGCAUGCGCAGACAAAUUUCCUCAAUGUUCGUGAAACAGAGUAAUAAUGUAGAAAAUAGUAUACAGCAUGUCUUAAAAAGUAUGUUAGCCACACGUUUUUUCACCACAAAGGUUGUCCGCAUUUCAGGUUUUGAUUUUCAAAGAUGGCUGGUAAUACGAAACGGGAAGUCGACAAGGCUAUAGCGGGUAUGAACAAAGGAAGCGACAAAAAAGAGGAGAUUCGAAUGAUGAUGGCACCUUACGCAAAUUGGGACAGCUUCCUUUCCCCGGCUCCUUUGUCCAUCGCUUUGCUCGGCCAGUUGAUUCUCGUAUCUUCCGACGCCGAUUUCAGUCUUCAAAAUGAAAAAGGAAACCUGAAAUUCAAGUAUCUCAAGUACCCCGACUCGUUCCGGGCCUGUCUAGUCCAAGUUAGCAAUCGAGGAUGGGAUGCCUUCAACAGGGCGCACACCUCCAUGGAUCAAAUCCGUCAUUUCUCGAACAACGUCGACAAGCACGUCAAAACAGCGGUGAAAUUUCUGGUCGCUGGCACGGCGGAAGAUAUCGAAUUGAUGGUCCCCGAUGCACUUAAAAACAUCGAACGAAUCGCAGACGAUUGUUUAGAGCUGUCCACGUCGGUCGAAAAAGAGUUCGUUGACGUGAUGAAGUUGAUAGCAGAACUGCUCGAAGCGUGUACGAAGAAAAAAGGGCAGCAGGAGAAGAGUUUGAGAGAUGCUAAGAUCGCUCGCUCGGUGGCCGAACAGCACAUGAAGGCGAUAGAUGCUGAGAAAGAACAAGCUGAGAAACGACAAAAACAAUUGGAAAAGCAAAUGAAGGAAGCGGAUGAAAAGUUCAAAAAAGCUAUCAACUCUAUGCCCGACGAAUGGGAUAUGAUUGGCCUGGCCUUCGUUGUUACCUUGAUGAGUACGACUCGCGCAUGCACCUCAAUUCCCAGCAUGAUGAUGAUGGAAAGAUUGCUCCGGCAAGCCCCCGAUGCCAGCGAAGCGGUCGGACCUUCUCCAGUGGAGCGUCCAAAGAAUCCUGAGAACGUGAUGGAGAUUCAUAAAAUCGUGCCUGACAUUUACUGCGAAGUAGAAAUUCUUGGAAAUCUUGCAUUGAACGGCAUGAAAAGUGGCGACGCUGCGAAGAUAACGGUAGGGCGCGCAAAAAAAAAACUCGAAAGGAUUAAGGAAAAUUACCUGGACAAUGGGAAGAAUUCGGAGAUAAAAAGGAAAGCGAUGAAACUAUGCAAAGGAGCGAUUGAUCUUUGCCAAGCCUUGUCGUCUAUAAAACCACGAAUGGCCGGCUCCGAAGAAGAAUUUCAAAAGAUCAAUGAAAAAGCGAAAAUUCUUCGUGAAGAAGCUGACCCCUUACUAGCUGGAUCGCAUUUUUUUCUUGGUAGCAACGCACUUCAGAAUACAUCUCCAAAUCUCGCCAAACAGCCAGCUCCUGACAGCGAAGGUGGCCAGGAGGCCAUGGGUAGUUAUCGCUUCAAGACGGAAACAGCAAAGGAAAUGUUGAAGGAUUCUCGUCGUGCAUACGACAAAUCCUGUGAGGAAGUCGCCCAGAAGGCAAGGGAAGUCAGUAAUCUUCUCGCCGAAAUAGAAGAACUCGAUCUCAAGGAGAUAGAUAUUGAAAAAAUCAGAAAGACGUUGAUAAAGGGAAUCACAGCUCUUGGUGAACUGCGUGAACAGUGGGGCAAGCUGGUCGGGUUCUUCCAAAUGCUGGCCAAUAUUGUCAAGUGUUGCCUUAACACGUCCCUCAAAAACUUCGUACAAACCUCCCGUAAUCGUUUAACCCAAGGUAACAGCGGAAUGUCGGCUGCCAUGCGUGACGUCAUCUUCGAGCAAGCCUUUCAAGCCAAUCAAAUCGCGUAUGUGGUUCACAGCAUCUCCAGCGUGUACGUGGAAGUAUCCCAUAAGCAUUUGAUGGAGCGCAUCACCUGCCUGGGUAAGUUGAUCCCGCUGGACCCAACCAGGGAUGAACACGAGAUCGAUAUCAAGCGAGAGGAGCUGAACCGAGGUUGUAAGGAAGCUCAGGAGGCCAUUCGUAAUAUUGCUCUUGAGAAGAAGAGGGAAAUGGAUAAAGCAUUUGACGACAGGAUUGGAAGAAUCGAGAGCGAAGUGGAAACAUUGCUACCACCAAUUUCGGAAGCGAAGGUCAUGGAGAUAAGAGGAAAGGUUCAGUCCAUGAUUGCAGAUUUAAAAGCUGAUAUUGACGACGAGGUAAAUGACUUGUCUUAAACAGUUAUUAAAAU
Dendronephthya gigantea is the source of this 2681-nucleotide messenger RNA. RefSeq lists its product as uncharacterized. The transcript has a single exon. NCBI's taxonomy places the organism in Eukaryota, Metazoa, Cnidaria, Anthozoa, Malacalcyonacea, Nephtheidae. The coding region runs from base 592 to 2667 and encodes 691 amino acids. The record is from RefSeq and is a predicted model, not a curated record.